AUUGUUUUGCCCGUUGCCACGACACCGCCGGAGUUCCAACACAAGUCAUCAAAUGGGUCAGUGGAGCUGCCGGGGCCAGGUGUAUCGACCGGACAGUCUGCUGCCUCGCUCGCUCGAUGACCGAGUGCCGUGACUCUUAGACGCCGUCGUUCCUGCCCGCGAGAGGAUAGCGCGAGAAGAUGGGCAGCGAGGAGCUGGUGAGCCUGACGGCCAACCUCGGCCGGUCGUGCUACGAGUCGCAGGCCGUGUUCGACGUGGGGCGCAAGAUCGGCCAGGGCCAGUUCAGCGUGGUGCACCGCGCGCGCUGCCGCCUCGACGGCUCCGAGGUGGCGCUGAAGAAGGUGCAGAUCUUCGAGAUGAUGGACGCCCGCGCGCGGCUCGACUGCAUGAAGGAGAUCAACCUGCUGCAGCAACUGGACCAUCCCAACGUGAUAAAGUACCUGGCAUCGUUCAUCGAAGGCUCCGAGCUGAACAUUGUACUGGAGAUCGCAGAUGCCGGAGACUUGUCCAGGAUGAUCAAGCAUUUCCGGAAACAAAGACGCCUCAUCCCAGAACGAACGAUUUGGAAAUACUUCGUGCAGCUGUGCAGCGCUGUGGAAUAUGUUCACUCCAAGCGAAUAAUGCACAGAGACAUAAAGCCAGCGAACGUGUUCAUCACGGCCCAGGGCGUGGUGAAGCUGGGCGACCUCGGGCUGGGCCGCUUCUUCAGCUCCAAGACGGUGGCGGCACACUCUCUGGUGGGCACGCCGUACUACAUGAGCCCCGAGCGCAUCCACGAGCACGGCUACAACUUCAAGAGCGACGUUUGGUCGCUGGGCUGCUUGCUGUACGAAAUGGCAGCUUUGCAGUCUCCCUUUUACGGAGAUAAGAUGAACUUGUACACUUUAUGCAAGAAGAUUGAAGAGUGUGACUACCCUCCUCUGCCAUCAGAUAUUUACUCCCAAGAGCUGCGCACCUUGAUCGACAUGUGCAUUCGAGCGGACCCUGACCAGAGACCGGAUGCGGCGUGCGUGCACGGCGUGGCACGGCAGAUGAACAGCUGCUACCAGAUGACGGGCAGCAAUGUGUCCAUGUCUCGCCAGCACCACGCGGCCGUGUUCCCUGGCGCGGGCCAUCCCACACAGCACUCGGUCAGCGACUAGCCACAGAUUCUACAAAGGUAAUAGCAUGGCAGACAUCAUUCGCAGAAAUGGCCGAUAUGGUUUUUGCAGCACUUCAUUACAACACCAUAAUUAUUUUUGAAUGCAUACAACUUCCUCACCAUACACAUCUAUAUACUAUCUGUUUUUAUUCAUAUUUUAAAUCUUUGUGUAUACAAAACAAUAUUUGUUUUUAGUUGUGAGAAAAAUUUAUCCACAAUAAUUUGUAAGUAUUAAUUUAAUUGUACCUCAUUUCUAUUCAGGUUAAGAGGACAUUGCUAACAGAAAUAUUUGAAACUAAAAUUAAUUAGUAAUAUUCUAAAUUGUUUCACCAUAUGAAUGUUAUUACAGUGUGCCUUAUAAUACAGUAUUUUUUUAAUUCAUGCUCGAUGUUUAAACUUCCUUCAUGUGAACUACUGUAUGUUCCUAAAAAACUGUUUAUUUUAAUAAAAUCUAUUAGUGGAAAAAUUAUUUCUUCUUCUUCAUAAAUGUGCACUAAAGGUUUUCAUUUUCUUACUUGAUUGUAACUGGAAGGAAUGUGUAAUAUUCCAGUUCCAAUGAAUGAGCUAGUACAAUUUCUACCCAUUAUAGAAAUUAUAUACAUAUAUGUAAUCGGCUAGGUUUCCACAUAAUACAUCUUCCUGGCUAUUGAAAAUACAUGAUGCAACUGAAAAACAGCUACAAACUAUAGCUAUAGCAUAGGUUAUUUUUAUAAGUCAUAAUACACAACACACAGUCCCAACAUGCUUAACGAAUACGUGAAACUGAUGGAAGAGCUUAAAACAUAACUAGUUUUAAGUGAAAAAUAUUUAAUAUGGAAAAAUAAUUAAACAGUAACUGGAACUUAAUACAUGCAGUCAUACAUUUGACUACCCAUCCAUUGAAAUUUUACUUCCUAAAGGUUUCACAACUUUAAAGAAGACAAUUCACAUACAUUAUUAAUGUGCCUGCUCCACAUAAACAGGAAAUUAUUAAGAAAGUUAGUGGAAGAAAUUGAUGUGUUCCAACCCUUCUGGCAUGUACUCAAGACUUGAUUCAUCUUUGUGGGAUGUGUUGUAACCUUUCCCAUAACCUGUAACAUAUAUUUAAAUGUGAUAAUGAAGCACAGGAACCUAGAACAAUUGUAGACAGCUGUUAAAAAAAAAACUUUUGCAUGUAACUAGCUAUGUUUCCUAAUUAAAAUCUU
This is a messenger RNA of Bacillus rossius redtenbacheri, 2325 nucleotides long. Its product is annotated as serine/threonine-protein kinase Nek7-like. Gene Ontology annotation, biological process: peptidyl-serine phosphorylation. The record is from RefSeq and is a predicted model, not a curated record. Gene Ontology annotation, molecular function: ATP binding; protein serine/threonine kinase activity. NCBI's taxonomy places the organism in Eukaryota, Metazoa, Arthropoda, Insecta, Phasmatodea, Bacillidae. The transcript is spliced from 7 exons. Bases 180 to 1142 code for a protein of 320 amino acids.